This is a messenger RNA of Danaus chrysippus (African queen), 12447 nucleotides long. Lineage: Eukaryota; Metazoa; Arthropoda; Insecta; Lepidoptera; Nymphalidae. The record is from the annotation of a GenBank genome assembly.
AUGUCUGAAGGAGACGUGUCGCUCAUACGCGACGAGGACGUUCUACGUCGAAUGUGGCAACAAACAGAGGACUUCUCUCGUAAGAAAGAGAUCCGCGCUCACAUGUACCGGCUCCGAGAGGAGAGGCUGAGGAACCUGUACUCGCCCGACCCUGGCGCCGCCGCUAAAGGUUGUGACUUUUCAUCCACGCAAGGACACGUGAAGUCGUUCGCGGACCAGAGCUUCCAAUCCAUGAAGAGUAAGGAAGUGCGAGACGCGGGCUCUCCGCCCAAGGAGUUCACUUACAGCGGCCAAGAACUGGGGGACCUCUCCAACGCUGGCUGGAAUGUUGAAUCUGAAAACAGAACCUCCGAUGACGGCCACACGCACAUAAAGUCAGUCAACGCGAACAUCGAGGGUACGUAUGACGUCGAAGGAGGACGGGGACAAUUUGCAGCAGUCGAUAACAAUAAGGAAGCCGUCACUGAAUAUGACGACGGAAACACCAGUUUGAGACGCAAAGAGAAUGUUUCUAACACGGCAGCUCAUGAACAAGUCGUGCGCAAAACUGAUGAUGGAACCCAUUUUUCUUCAUCGACGAAAUCAUCGUCCUCUUCUUCGAAGUACGAACAGAUAUCCUCUAAACAUGAGACGAUCCCGUACGAAAUAAAAGAUGACUAUGAUCUACAGUCACAAAAAUCUUAUAUUCAUCGUGGUGAUGAAGUUACCGAUACUAAUACCAAUAGGAUUACAAAAUCGAAUUUGACUUCUCAAAACUUAUCAUCUGAUUAUGAACACGCAGAAUUAGUUUCCAGAAAAGUCGAAUAUCCGGAUGAAAACACGAAGGUUAUUGUGGAAACGAGAUGCUUACCCGAUGGAACAAGAGUGACCAGCACCCGUCGGGAGUUCCGAGCUCCGGCGGUACAGACCAGCCGCAGUGAGCACCGGUCCCAAAACACGAGGACUGAAAGUAAAUCAUCUACGUAUGAGUCAACACAAAAACGAUCACAAAUUAAUGAGACAUCGUCUAAAUACUUUCAAGAAGAUAUUGACAAUAAACAAAACGAUAUUGUAGAAUCACAAAGAAAUAUUGAUGAGUUUGAUUUUAGAAGAAAUAAAGACCAACAAGAUACUUUAAGUAAUAAGGAAAAACUGUAUCAAAAUAACCGCAACACUGAUGAAUCAACAAACCUACAAAGAGAAAUAUACACAACAAAUAAUUUUGACAACACUCAACCUGAUACUAACAAGUACAGCAGUUCAAUAAGUACUGUCCAAGAACGAGAGAAUAUUGACAUUCGGAAAAAUAUAGUGGAAGAAAGGCAAAUAGAAAAGUCAACAUAUCAAACAGAGUAUUCACUAAGAAAAAUAAGCGAUGAUCUGAGCCCUGCCCACCAGGCCUGGGCUAGCACUCUUCGUUCCGAUACGCCAUCAAGACCUUCUACGAGGGCGACUUCUCCCGGAAGUAAAACUUUCAAGUCCAGUACAUCUUCGGUACGUAGUAGCGUUAGCCCUGAAAAAACUUAUUAUAAACCAUCUAGCCGAGGCAACAGUCCUAAUAAAAUCGAUAAAACUAUCAACAAUAUUGUUGAAAGUCAUUCCACCACAAACUCUACUAAAACAACCGAUAAACAUACUAUCAGAUAUUCUAGUCCAGAUCGAAAGCCGCUUAGAUCAAGCAUUUCACCCGAAAAAAAUUAUACUCCGCAAAGAUCUAGUCUUAGCCCAGAGAAGAAAAUCAAAUCUGAUAGACCAAAGUCACCUACAAAACAACACCCUAAAGAAAAGUCUCCUUCAAGGUCAACAACAAGUCCAGAAAGCAGACCUACUCCAAAUUUUUCUGGUCCACGAUCCGUAUCGCCCCAGAAGCAGAAUAUAAUCAAAGAAACUGAAAUAGAUACUGAUUAUUCUACAUAUAACAAAAAUUCGAUAGAAAAAGAGACGUACUUUAAGAAAACACAUAGAAGUCCAAGUCCUAAAGAAAGAAAGAAUAUGUCAAUGUCGCCGGAACCAGAAGCUAUUAAGGUUAAUUCUUCAAACAAUGAACCUAAUUAUAUGAGACCAACAGCCACCAGCAAACCAAAAUCAACCUCUCCUACAAAUAAUAUUACACCACAUGGCACAGAAGUUAAAUCGUUUGAAACUAGAACCAAUGAAAUUAGUAAAGAGCACUACAAGUUUAUAGAUGAAGAAACAAAAAUGUACACCCGAAAUGCUGCUGAACGAAUUGAAAAUGUAACAACAAAAGUUCAAAAAUCUAAAACUCCUGAAGAACAGAGACCUAAUGUGCCAGAAAAUAUAAAAAUGCGUAAACAAUCCCCUAGCCCUGAUAAACAGUGCAAACCAAAUGUUGUUCAAAAUGAGUUUGUUGAUUCUGAACCACUGAAAAAGGAUUAUAGAGAUGUAUCACCUAAACGUAAGACUCCUACUAGAAGUUUAUCACCGGAAAAAGUAGGAAAAAGGGAACAAUCUCCUUUAAAAGACGAACGGAUAUUAGAAAAAAAUAGGAGUCCUUCUCCUCAAAAACAAGUUCCUCGAACUGAUUCUGAUUUAAAAACGAAAAAGGUUUUGGAACAUAAUAAAAACGAAGCUCUUAAAAAAGAAGGCAUUAAAGAGCCGAUUAAAUCGAAAACACCUUCAAGAAAUUCAUCUCCUGAAAAGAGUGUAAAGACAAAUGAAAAACCAUCCACGGCUUCUCCCAGUUCAAAAGCAAAAAGCCCUUCACCAAAUCGAUCCAUUGCCACUACUGUGGAUUUUAACAUUAAACAAGAAACACAUAUUUCAGAUUCUUUAGAUGUAACCUGUGAUAUAACUACGGGACAAUAUGUAGAUAACCCUACUCAAUCUCAACAACCAAGAGACCUUUCUCCGGAAAAGAACUUUGGAACUGGUUUGUCAGAAGUUCCUCGCCGAAAUUCCAAGAGUCCUUCACCACAUCGUCGAGUAUCUCCCUCAAAAGAUAUUCAUAAACAACAAGACCUUGAAAGACCAAAAAAUCGCGAUAAAAAUAGUAAAAUCGAAACAGAUUUAACAAGAACUGAUGUCAAAAAUAAAGGUGAUAUUAGAUCUGUUUCUCCACAAAAACAAACAAAUCAAUCUCCUAGAAGUGUAUCUCCUCAAAAGAAUACGAAAGAAACUAGUUUUAAAGAUACCAAGGACUUUAUUGAUAUAGAAAAGCAAAAUGAGGAAGUAAACAAAAAGACAUUAAGAGAACGUCCAAGACAACUUAUAACUCCUUCAACAAGCCCUAGUAGAAAACCUAAAUAUAAUGAUAAUUCCCCAUCCUCUGAACAAAGCUCUCCCACAACUUCCGCGAGUGGUUUUGUUUAUUUUGGCUCUCCAGAUGUUGAAAACAAAAACGUCCGAGAUGUUGAAAGUCACACAUAUAACUCAGCUAAUAGAGAAGAUAUAAAUAAUGAAUUAACUGCACAGACCACCACAUCGAAAAUUCCUUGUAGAUCACCAUCACCUGAAAAACGACCAUCUGUCAAGGAAAGCCUUCCCCGUAAGAGUUCGCUUAAGAAGACUUCUUAUCCACAAAUAUCACCCACGGAAAAACCACCGUCAAGCUUUCUCGUUUCACCUAAUAUAGAAAACAAAGAGUUUACAGAACAUAAAGUAACCAUAAAGGAUCAACCCGACGAGAAAGUGAAGGAUAUUAAACCAAAACCUCCAUUUGAAAGAAGAGAAACUUAUGAAGAGCGAUGCCGAAAAAUAUUAGGCAUGAUGAAUACAGAUUCCGAAAAUAACGAAAUUCAAAAACAAAAGGAGUCUGAUUCUAACAACAGUUCACCAAGUGUCUCUCCAUGUCAUAGUCCAUCUUCUGAAAAAGAAACUUCUGAACAUUUUAAGAAACCUACUUUGGUACAAGAGCUAAAACAAAUGGACAGCAAAGAAACAGAAGAGCAUAAAAUUACCAUUUCGGAACAAGAAAACAUUACAACUUAUAAAAGUUCACCUAAGAAAAUUACACCUAAUGUUGUAAAAAUUGAUAAAUCGAUUUUACAAACCAACGAAUAUGAUGAUGUUACAAAAAGUUCUUUACAAGACGUUACAUCCUCAAUCGAUAAAACUAAAAUUGAGUCAACUGAUAUGAAACCAAAAGAUUAUGAAUUAAACCCUAUUCCUAAGAAAACUCCAGACACUUUGAAACCUACUAAAAGUGACAACUUGUCAGGCCAACCUAGCCCUGUAUUGAAGACAAUUAACCAUGUUCAGGAACUUGAAAGAGAACCUAAACCAGUUUUAGACAAGGGUUUGAUAACACCUAAAAGUCCUAGUAAAGACAAAAAGAAUGAAAUUACGGCUGAACGUAAUAGUGUACCGAAAAAAGAAAAGUUGUAUCCAGAUGUAAAAGAUGAUUGUGAAUUAAAACCUACCUCUCUAACAUCAAUUUCCGUACAAAGAAAGGAGAAAAUUGAGACCCAGAAAACAUAUGACUUAAUUGAAAAAGAAAAAGAAGUUAUGGAAAAAAUACAAAAUUCUUUAAGAAAACUCUCUCCGGUACGUAAUCAGAAAAAGGAUAAUGAUACCAUCACUGAAUCAUCUUGUACGUUAAAGAGUUUAGAUAUUGAAUCUAAAAAUAUUGAUACUAAUUAUGUCUUAUCAAGUGACUGUGAAGAAAUAGUCAAGGAAAAGAAAAUAAGUAAAAAUGACAGUGAUUUAGAAAAUGAGAGACCAAAACCUCAAAAAGUGUCAGGCAAGCCCCCGUCUAGAAAUGUAUCACCUACAAAAAAGAAUCUUAAUUCUUCUCCCGUAUCACCGAAAAAACCAUUGUCUCCGGUAGAAAGACCAAAAUCUCCUCAAGUACCAAAAACAAUUAAGCUCAAACCAAAAGAUCAGGGAACUGGAAUCACUCGUAAAACAAAUCUUACAUCUCCAACGAAAUUAGACAAACCUGUUACCUCAGAUGCUAAAAAAGCUUUGCCAAAUAAGCAAGGAAAUUAUGGAAGACCAUCCACAGAAAAAACAACUCCAAGCAAAACAGUACAAAGUUCCCUCCCUAAAAAUACGGACCAAGAAGUUAAGCGUGCGCCUACUCCAAAGAGUGUAGUUAGAGAUGUUGGGAAAAAAGAUUUACAUUCAAAAUUUGAUAGAACUUCAAGUGACACUAGUCUUAAAACAAAGAAAACUAUCUCUCAAAGGCCGAAAUCUAAACCUGAUAUUCAAGUCAACGAUAUAAGUGCGGCUAGAGUUGUAAAACAAACAUCCAUACCGAAAACCCCAAAAUCACCUAUACAUCACGCACAAACAAAACUACCUUCAAAUAAACCCAAAUCUGCAACAACUUUAAACACAACAAGCGAUGAUGAUGAUGUAAUCAUUGAUGUUCAACAAGCCAAGUCAUCCCGUGAAAACUCCCCUGACCGUAUUUGCCCAACACCAGUAGGAUUUUCAGAGGAUGAUGGAUCACCUAGAUUCCCCGAUGAAGUCAAUGAACCUGAUGAUGAAACACAAAAGAGGACCUACCAAACAAUUCACGAAACUGAGUCUUUAGUCGACGAUAUAGUAGAAAUAUGUGAAGAUGAAGAACUUUUUGUUAGGAAGACGGAUGUAAAUGAAACUAUCAAUAACGUUGAUAAAGGGAAAUAUUCUACAAAAUCGUUUAAAGAAACCGAUUAUUUAGAUGACAAGUUAAAAUCUGACGAUUGUUUACUAUCCGUAUCCGAAAAAGUUAAUAAAUUUGCUAGAGGAAGAGUAAACAUAAAAGAUAACAGAAGUCCAUCUCGGAAUAUUACAGAUGAAUAUGAUAAACACACGACCUACCAAGAUGAUUACACGAAGUUAAGUGUAAAUGACAAAGCUCACUUGUUUAUCGAAACCGCGGAGAAUGUCAAAGUAACAAAACCUAAAUCCGUGCACAAAGUUGAACGGCCUGACCUUAGCGACGUAGAUGAUGAAUUAAAAAAAGACGACUGUUUACUAAGUGUAUCUGAUAAAGUAAACAAAUUUGUGAGAACUGCCGAACAAUUUUUAAGCGAAACACAUGAGACAGAAGAGAAAGAAAAGAAAAUACUAGAAGAACAUGAAAAAAUUAUGAAGAGAAUAAUUGGUAAUAUUGAUGAUAGUUCGUCGGAACUACAUAGAGAUACAGAUGAAGUUGACGAAACUUUAAAGGAUAGCAUUAAAGAUGCUGCUGCAACUCCUUCGAAAAUUAAAAAUCUUGACAACACAAACCAAGCUCCCUCUAACAAAGGUCCUGCGGUAAAAAUAACAACAUUACGUAGCAGUGAAGCAGUUAAAAAGGCUAAAGCUUUGUUUGAAAAUAUAUCGUCAACAAGCCAAAAAGUAAAAGAAUCAUCUAAAACACCUCCUAAGUCGCAUACUGUGUUACCCAAAAAAAUUACGAAACCUGAAUCAACAGUCAUCAAACCUUCUGCAGAUAAUAAUGUUAUUUCCAAUGAAACAGACAAUAUUACUGUCAAGGUUGUCGAUAAAAAGAAUAAAGAAGUAAAAACUAUUGAGUAUGAAACAACUUCUCAUAAUAUAGAAGAUCAAGUAGGACGAAUAAGUACUGACAGAAUUCACACAAAAUCUCCCUCACGUACUGUUACCGACACUACUUCAGUUGUUACUAAAGUUUAUAAAGAUACUACUAAGCAGACACAACCUGAGAAGCUUGAUAAACCAAUUGACAAAGUACCAGGAUACCAACGACCGACAAAAACGACUCAAAACAAGGAAGAGCCAAAGGUUGUUGAAGAAAAUGAAGUUAGUAGCCGACGUGGAAGUGGAAAGUUUGGUGUUGAACUUCGCAGAACAAGCACAGAAAGAACCACCAGUAGUGAGCGUCGCCGUAGUAGCAUUGAACAUCAUCAGCCCUGUAUAGAAGAUAUCUACGAUGUAGACCUCCUAGAACAAAUGUUGGAAAAAGUCGUAGGUUAUGAACAGAGGCGGCGAAUCAGAGCUCAAAUACGAGUGGCAAAGAAACAAAAUGAAACAUCCACAAUAUCUAAAACAAAACAUAUUGUACCUAAAAUAACCAAAACAAAAUCUCCUGAUCGUCCCGGCAACAGAUCACCGGAUAGAAAAAUGCCUACUGAUAAACAUAAAUCUCCUGAAAGACACACGAAAUCACCUUUACCAAAAGCUACGUCUCCUGAACGCGACGUAAGGACUAAACCCCAAAUUACUACUACUACUAAUACGUCAUCCAAGAGCGAAAAUGACAAGUUUAUUGAACACGAAAAGACUGUGUUACGAGAAACGCAACAGAGAACGCAUAGUCCUGACAAAUUAUCACCUAAAUUGUCAAGAAACUCUAAAAGCCCUAUGCGUCAACCCAGUCCAGACAAACGAUCCAGACCCGUCUCUCCCACUAAAACUCCAGCUAAUACAGUCAAACCAAAAUCUAAUCGCUUUAAUGAUUAUGCGUCAGCGUACAUGAAAAAAGUAGGCAUUAACACUACUGAAAAAUUAAAAGAUACUAAAUCUAAGAAAACUACAUCUGCUGAAGAUGUAAAGACGAAGAAAAUAAAAGCGGAGGAGAACUCAGACAUAGCACAUUCGUCAACGUUGUCUCGUAAAACAACCGAAGUCACGUGUACUAAAGAUGUCAUUGAGAUUAUUGAAGUAAACGGAAACCGUUCACCUACACGCGAGACUCGUGUGCCAGACACAAAGAAAAAUAUUAUUAAACAUUCUAGUCCUGAGAGGAAGGUUGUUAGCCCAGAACCUAAAUCACAAGUACGGGAACAACAACGACGAAGUCCAGAGAGAUCGCCGAGUCCUGUUAAGAGGCAAAAAUCUGAUAUCAAUAAAAAUGAAGGAAAGAAAGAAACUAUUAUUAAAACGGUAUAUGAUAUUGAGAAGAAAAUACCUCAAAAACCAAAGCAAGAGGAAAAACCAUCGUGGGUCACAAACAGAAACUUGAAAAAGGUCACAUCUGAAACACGAACAUUCAGUUCAAAGAAAAUUGAACCUGAAAAGCCCAAGUAUAGAGCUCAUAGUCCUUCUAAGACAAUAUCGAAACCUAUAGAUGUGAUCACUUCAAGCUACGGCCCGGGACCCGUGGACGCAGACGGUAGACCACUUUUUGGCAUUAAAGCUUUGAGGAAUGGAGCUUCAAAUUAUCAAGUGAAAGGCACGGUUAUUCGUCAAGAGUUUCAUUCGCGGAACGGAGGUGAACCAGAGGGUACGGUGUCGGUAACAGCAUACUCCACGGAGCCCGAAGACUUGGAGCGUCUGCUGCAGGCCCAGGGAGAGAAACCAUCUCGUCUUCACGGCCUGUCAGCUAUCACCACAACGAAGAAAUUCGGUGGUGACACUGGUACUACGUUGAGGGAAGCUCACAAUAAGGAGGAUCGUGCCGUUAUCGACCAGUUCACACACAGCGACCGUAAAGUUACUGAACAUAAAAUCCUCACCAGUUCCAAUCACGACAGGAAACAAAAGAAUUACGGACAUACAGAGACAGUACAAGUUAUAGAAAUAGAUGAAGAUGAUAAAAUUAACAGAGCGGCCGGGGAAAACGAAACCAUUUACAAACACGACACUAAAGAAUUGAAAAAAGAGGCAAGUGAAAAAGAAAUUAAAUAUAGUAGGAGUCAGAAGGAGACCAGAGAGAAGAAACAAGAUACGGAAAGUAAUAAACGUGGACUGGAAAAGAUGGAUAGACCUGCGAGAGUGGAGAAACGAUCUGAUGAGAAGAAGACGAUAAGACAGAACUCUGUUAAGUCACUCACUGAAAAAUUUAUAAAGAAUGCCAGUGAGACUUCCAAGUCUGAACGAGCCACGUAUCCCAAGGCCGGCCUCAUACUGCGAACCAGCACCGUGAAAGACUGCGCCUCCAGUGACUCUUCAGCACACGCCGGCCUCACACGCGGGGACAGCGAACACAGUCUGGACUCUAUGGACGAGGUGAUCACGACCACCAACACGGAACAAGUGUCUACUGAGGACGGGAUGAGGACUACCACGACCACCACAACCACGAGGACCGGCUCCAGGACACAGGAGAGAUCCUUCCUGGACAGUUCCACCAAGGUCACCGGAGUACAGGACAUACUCACGAGAAUGAAGAACGCUGACAUCGUGAUCGAGGAUGGAGACACGUGUGAAGACACGGAGGCGCGAGCUCUCCUCAACAAGUUCCUGGGAGCCACGGUCCUGAUGGCCGGCAUGCAGAGCUACGUCACCGAGAAACCCUCGGGGAAGGUCAUCAUCAAACAGCAGGAGACUGUUCAGAGUAGCGGCGGUAAGGUGACCAGCAGUCGAUUCAACGAGGAGUUUGACGUUGACCAGUGCUGGGACGAGCGGGUGCUCAAGAAACUUUUGGAGGAGAGCUCAGACUACGAACAACGUCGCCGGCUUCGAGCACGUAUCCGUACCCUGAUGGCCGAACAGGAAGCAUGUGCAAGUGCGGUGACGGAAGCCUUGGCAGCCGCGGGCGAGUCCACGGAGACGGAGGAUCAGUCCGGUGAACGCGGUGAGUCUCUUCUCCUGCCGCUGCUGCAGGGGCUGCUUCAAGGAGGCGGUCAACGGCUGUUGGCAGGUCUCGGGGCGGCCUCCCACGACGUUGUAGCUGAUGUGAGGCGCUCCUUACAACGUCUGCGGGUCGCACUCGCCCCUCCUAACGACCACCCUCAGGCGCGGGCUCUCCUCACUCUAGCUGACAGGCUCGAGGAAGCACUCGAUGCCGCGGACCGACUGGACGGUUGUAAACGAAAGACCCGUCGACGUAGUCGAACAUCGAGACACACGGUCGGCGUCACUCGAGAGGAACUCGAGGAAGCACGUAGAAUUGUGGACAGAGAUCAACUCCUACCCGAACCUAUUAAUCCGCAAACUCCUAAUACACCUUCGAUGACCUCGAGGUCCACUAGCGAAGAAAAUCCAUCUACUCCUGAAAGAAAACAAAGCAUAGAUGAACAUAUAACCUUUCAUAAUGCUAGUGAGGAGCGACAAAAGACCGUUCAAGUUCCACAACAUGCUAGUAUCAAUUCAGUUGCUAAAGUCAAUAGAGAUGCAAAUAUAGUUGAAAGACGAGUACCAAAUAAUCGAAAACCAGACUUUUUCAGACAUUCUAUAGCGGAUGUUAAACCUGAACCCCCUAAGAGUCCAGCUGAGCGAUGGCAUUCUGAAACUAAAAGUAGUAUAGCGGCGAUCGCCCAGAAAUUUAAUGGCAAUUUGCAGAAGGAAGCUCCAAUACGACGGGCUCCUCUGAACCGACCCACAGUGACAAUACAUUCAAAAACAGACGAGGAAUCUAAACAUGCCUCCUUCUAUAGGCCACCUCCGCCGGGUUAUAAUUUUGCGGCACCACAACCUACUGAUGACUUGUCGAAACCUCUCAAUCGUUUUUCUAAUAAUAACAGCAAACGUAUGCGUAUGAAACGUGCUAACACUAUAGAUAUAGGAAAACCACUGGGUGGGUAUAAAUACGACAGGGAAGACGAUGAAAAUACACCAAGCCUAGGUCCAAAAGUCCCAGAGUUUCAACCGCAAACAGAAAAUGACAGAAAGUUUUUAGCAUUUAUGCAAAAAAACGAAAACAUGAACCGCAGUCCAGGCACGGGUCAAGCUAAUUGGAGCAACCGCUUUGGUAAUAUCAAAAAUGCUUUUGAAAAUCGAGAUCGAGAAGAUAAUAUUAGAGCUUCAAGUGCUUCCUCAGCAAAACGCUUUUGGAAAACAACAAAUGAGAACUCUGCUACAUCUAAUCCUCGACCGCGAAAAUUUUUAGCAGACGUUACCUCGGAAAUAGUCAAGCCACCUUGGACAUCACAGCGCAGAGAUUCUCUUCGAACUCAACCAAAUGGUCCCCAGGCGUUUGCACAGUCAUCAGUAGCGCAAACGGCUCCACUACAAAAAAAACAAAACGUAGUUCAAAAACCUUUCGUAGCAAAACCUAUACCGGUAAAUCAAUUUUCACACGCUCCAAUGUCUGCAUUCAAACCACCACAAAAAAUUACGUCUCCAAUAUCUGUUGUCCCAAACGUAUGGAGUCCUCCCUCUUCAAAUAUUCCAGUAUCUCCAUCAGUUGAAUACCCACCCGCGUACCCGGUCGUUUCAAAUCCGCUUAGUCCUGGAUCUGGUGCUUCUAACUCGUUUGUAUUACAUGAUGUUGAUAAAAACAAAAAAGUAAAUGCAUCCCAUACGCCCCAGUUUGAAAAAGAAAAUCAAUCACAAACCGUCAUUCAACCAAAAAUAUAUGCAUACGGAUUUCAGCCCUCGCCUCCGACUCACGUACGUCCACAGGCCUUUAAUUACCCUAUCAAACCUAUACCCAGUCAGAAUAACCUGGCUGCCCCUGAACUAGUUAAAAAACUGGGCGAACCAAAAAGUAUAUUUAGUCCAGAACCAUAUUCACCGAAAUUAGACGCACAACAACUUCAAAUUGAAUUUUACGAAAGGCAAAUUCGUGAAAAACAUCGUCGAGAUGCAAUUAAUGAAAGCCGCGACGUUCCUCUUCAUAAGCCUCCUCCACCUCCUGCACAAUCUGCUUAUACAAUAGUUGACUAUACGCCUCAAAAUGUACCGGCUACAUUUGUACCUCUUCAACAGACACCUGACAUUGAAAAAGCUAAAGCACAUAAAGUGGAUUACCUCCCCGAUGUUGUUAUGAACGAAAAAAAUAGUUUUGAAUGUAAUACGCCACCCGGAACAAGAAUGACUUCCGCUAGUCCUUCAAAAAAAAAAGUUCCUCAAGAACAUCAAAAUGGAGAUACCACAUUGAAAGAUGAGACAACUACGGAGCAUGACUGCGUUGUGACUCGCGUGAUGCGCGGUCCCAUCCGAGGCACUGCCACUAUUACCACCGGGGUUCGUACGAGACAUUCUGAAGGGGCGGCGGACAGCUUGAGAGGCGUCCUCGACAAACUUACUUCUCCCAAAAACAAUGUCAUCACUCAGAUCGAAAAGAAAAAACAAGAAGGAUCACGAAGUCAGGUACGACUGGUGGCACCACAGUCAAUCCGCCCCGGGCUAUCCCCCCCGCACGCCUCUUUGUCGCCCCGUCCAUCCAAUGCAUCCGACCACGACGGGUACCCUCGAUCCCCCGCCGGGUUGCGCAGCCCCGCGCUUGCGGCCUCACGUGAAUCGGUAUUCUCUAGUGAGUCACCAGGAAGUCGUGGCUCGAGUCCAGGAUCAGCUCUAGCUCGAUCCGGUUCUUGGCACCGCUUCGGUGAUUCCGACAAGAUGAUAUCUUCCAAGAGAGUUGUAGCACGUACCAAAUCGAUGCACCUCUUAGCGGUCCCAAAACUUUUCGAAGGAGGUAUCCCAUGCGAGGAACUUCCGGAUAAGAAGAGGACGGUCGAGGCGUAUUUCUCAAAACAGUCGGACAGACAGUCCUCCAGCCGCACGAGCGGGUCCCAGGCGUCUCCGGUACGUGUCCGUACCACUCGCUCCUCUCAGCAGCAGUCGUUCGCUCUGGGCCGCAGCCGCACGAUGCCAGCUGUGUCGGAGCUGCAAUUCCUCGACGAAAGCAACGCGGACGACGCAUUCGAGGACCUCGUGUCGGCGCUCGCGUAG